This is a messenger RNA of Menidia menidia (Atlantic silverside), 366 nucleotides long. NCBI's taxonomy places the organism in Eukaryota, Metazoa, Chordata, Actinopteri, Atheriniformes, Atherinopsidae. The record is from the annotation of a GenBank genome assembly.
AUGUGCUCGGCUCGUGACGAGAAAUGCCCCGAAGGCAAGUUUCAAAAGAGCAUUAACCUGUGUUGUCAGCCCGCCACUGGAGCCGGGCUCGCUGAUGAAAGUUCCAGCCUGUGCUCCGUGCAGCAGCUGCCCUGCGCUGCAUGUUCUGGACUGACUGACGCUGCGCGCUGCCUGGCGGGCCGCGGUGAGCUCCCUCCGACGCCAAAGGAAGCGCUUACCGGCGAAAGUGAAAGGAGAUCCAUACCUGCGGAGAACGCCCAGGAGAGCCCGACACAGACGGAGAACACCGGGAAAAAGAGAGGCCCCGGGUCCACCUUCGAGGCGGCGGCAGCGGUUGCAGCUCGGCAGACACACAGCUAUGGCUAA